Messenger RNA from Cataglyphis hispanica, 3061 nucleotides. Its product is annotated as G-protein coupled receptor Mth2-like. Lineage: Eukaryota; Metazoa; Arthropoda; Insecta; Hymenoptera; Formicidae. Gene Ontology annotation, molecular function: G protein-coupled receptor activity. Gene Ontology annotation, cellular component: membrane. The record is from RefSeq and is a predicted model, not a curated record. Gene Ontology annotation, biological process: cell surface receptor signaling pathway; G protein-coupled receptor signaling pathway.
CGUACCAAAUAAUUAACGAUGUAUGGAAAAAUUCUCGCGCUUUGGAGUUACCUGCUUCCAGCCGUCGCUACAUCUUCGAUGUUUUGGUCAACUUCCAUGAGUGACGAUAGGGAAAAAAAUUAUUCGAUGAUGCGAUAUCAACUUGAUGCAAACACUAUGAGAAAUUAUGACUACGAAGAAGAUUUGAUACGGUAUAAUUUACACGAAAAGUCUACCAUAGAUAGCGACGUUAUGCAAUACAUGUAUCGUAUGAAUUUUAUGAAUAAUAACCGAGAGAAUGACAACUUGAUACAAUAUCGGGAAAUCCAUGGAAACUCGAAAGAAACUUGGAAAGAUGAAAAUGAUUCUAUGCUGUACGAUUUCUUUGAAAAUUUCGAUAGAUACAAUAUCAUUCCGAAUGAAAUAUGUGACAAUAUUACCUGCAUUCGCUUAUGCUGUCCUUUCGGAAAUCGUUUGGUUAAUGGAAAAUGCAUUGCUGAGCAGAAUAACUUUAUUUUCCUGGAAACGAUAAAUGGAUAUAUUAGUGAUUCGUUGCAAAACAAAAAUAAACGAAUAGACAACCUAUUUCUUCUGAUCGUUCAUGAUCCAUGUCAGAAGACUGGGCAUUAUUUGCUUAGUUCCGAACUGAAUUCAUUUCUCGUCAAUGGUUCUUUCUAUUUGCCUUAUUACAAUACAAUUGUCGAAUCAACAUCUUAUUGCCUUGCGGUUGUGGAUCGCAACAUAUUUGCUGUGAACGUUUGUUUUGAUGUUAUGGAAGAUAUUAUGAAUAAGACCAUAAAACAUAAUAAAAAUACAAUUGAUCCAGGAUAUAUAGAAGAAAGCUGGAUAUAUACCAAAGACAAUUCCAAUAGAAAUAAUAAUAAAAACAGUAUUAUUUCAGACAAGAUGUGCAACAAUAUUACUUGCAUACGUCUAUGCUGUCCUUUCGGUAAUCGCUUGAUUAAAAAAUGUCUUGCCGGACAGGGUAACUUUAUUUUCCUACAAAACAUUAAAGGAUACAUUAGUGAUUCGUUUCGAAAUGAAAAUAAAAGCGCAGACAAACUAUUUCUUCUGAUCGUUCAUGAUCCGUGUCAGAAGACUGGACACUUUUUGUAUCCCCAUGAUAACAUGUUUUCCGAUGAUGGCUCUUAUUAUCUACAUGAGUACAACAUAACUAUCGAAUCAACAUCUUAUUGUCUCGCGGUCAUAGAUACUGGCACAGAUAUUCCUCAAUACGAAUUUACUGUGAAUGUUUGCCUUGACAUUGCGAACAAGUUCAUAAAGGAUGUCGAUACCCCAAUAAACCAAGAUAAAAAUGCAGUUGUUCGUACAAGUACAAUUAUAUAUAUGUGCGUUCUAGGAUCUUUAUUAUUUUCGUUGGUGAUAUUUAUAGUAUAUUCCAUAAUACCAGAGCUUCAUAAUAUACACGGCUUCAUAUUGCGUGGAUACAGCGGCUCGAUAGCCGUCGUGAACACAAUCGAAUUGAUAAAGAUAUUCAUCAGAAGGGAUGCUAUAGAGGACUUCAUCUGUAUUACAUAUGCUUUUGUUAAAUACUAUUUCUUUAUGGCCAGUUGGUUCUGGUUAAAUGUAAUGAGUAUCAAUAUGUGGUGUACGUUUAGACAAUUGCGCUCGUUACAAAGUGAUGUGAAACAACAAGAAAGAAAGAAAUUAAUCAUGUAUUCUGCCUACGGAUGGGGAGGUCCCUUUAUAAUCUCUAUCAUUUGUGGCAUCAUGGAUUUUGUUCCUAAUGUACCGGAAAACUUUCGACCGAAAUUUGACAAAGAAUGUUGGUUUGAUAAUUAUAUGACACGUAUGUUGUACGUUCACGGAAUUGUAACUAUUUGUAUUAUCAGUAUUAUUUGGUUAUGCAUCUGUACGACACGAAAAAUCGCAGACUACGAAAAAAAUAUUGCUUAUCAUCGGAGAAUCUCGGAGAAUCGCCAUUAUAAAAACAGCAAGAAAUGGUUCUAUCUGUACCUGAAGGCAACUAAAAUGUUAUUUAUCAUCUUUUGCAUAAAAUCGCCCAUGAAUGUGUUGAGCAUUAAAGAGUCAUGUACCUUUCAUGAUACUCUUUUUAUGCUAGACGUCUUACAACAAUUUUUUAUUUUUAUUAUAUUUGCAUGGAAGAGAAAGAUUAGGCAGUUGUUGCUGAAACGAUUUGGUUAUCACAAUUAAGAUAUAUUUUCAAUAAUUCAACAAGCUAUUGUAUCUUCAAACAGUUACACAUCAGAUACGAUUUUUUUGGAGGAAAAGAUUAAUUUUUAUUAAAAAACAAAUCCUUUCGCAAAUAAAUCGUUCACUUUUUGAUUAAUCUUUAAUGUUAUUAUGUGCGAUAAAAAGAUUUUGUCAUACGUCAAAGGUCGCCAGAUAUUUAACGAUUAACAACAGUACUAUUAUAAUUUUUAAUCAAUGAUUAAUUUUGCAUUAUCGUUACAUUAUGUUGAUAGUUUGACAGAAUGAUGAUCUUGAUCUUCAUUUAUCAAAUAUAUAUUUUUAUAUUUUUUUUGUCUUUUUUGUGACUUAUUUUUUAAUUAUAUAUUUGUAAGCCUUUUUUACCAUUAUCAAAAAUUGUUAAAACAUGUUCUUAAUUCAGAUACUAAUAUUAUUGAAUUAUUUUAUAUUCUAACAUUAUUGUAAGUAAUAUAAUGAGAACAUUGUAUUAAGAUCAUAGCAAUUGCUAAUAACUGAUUUGUUAUUAUUUUUUAAUGUGUGCAUGGAGAAUGCUUUUGUUAAUACAUAAUCGAAUUCUUUUAAAUUAAAUCUUUUUAUUCUCAAAUUACUAAUAUUUAAGUGUAAAUUUUUCUUUUUGAAAUAGGCCAAUCCAAGAUGGCCCGAAAUGAAACCAAAACGUCUAUUAAAAUUUUAUUAUUUAAUUAUUUUUAACUUUUUUUUAUUAUCUUUGUUCAUGAUCUUGCGCACAGUUCUUAUUAGACCGUUACUUAUUUAUUCUUUAUCUAUUGGUAAUACUUAGACUCUUUGAACAUUAUUAUUAUUAUAUGUAAAUAUUUCUUAAAUUUAUAACAGUUUGUCAUUGUUAUUUUUACAGUAUUUCUAUUAUUCACUCUAAGUCUAUUACGGAACU